AAUUCCAUAUUCCAGUCCCGCUACAAUGAUAUGCUGCUGGAACAGGAGAAUGUUCCCUGGUUCCAUAAUAUAUUAGCAAGCGGCUUUGCGUGGAUACUGCUGGCUGGAUACUUGGUAUUUCCUGGAACAUUCACACCGCUUCGUGACUCAGAAGCCUUGCAGGCUAUGGCAUCCCAGAAUGCAGUUAGUUCUGCUGUCUACUACUCGGUUCAAAAUAUGCCAUUGUUAGGACUCGCUGCCACGUGCUGCAUCGUGGGCGGGGCCGGCUCUAUCUGGUUAUGGUGGCAGUGGAGGACGAAUUACCUUUGGCCAAACCAGCAUCUUUUCAUGUGA
Aspergillus wentii DTO 134E9 is the source of this 333-nucleotide messenger RNA. RefSeq lists its product as uncharacterized. The record is from RefSeq and is a predicted model, not a curated record. NCBI's taxonomy places the organism in Eukaryota, Fungi, Ascomycota, Eurotiomycetes, Eurotiales, Aspergillaceae. The annotation marks the transcript as partial. The transcript has a single exon.